Messenger RNA from Saccostrea cuccullata (small rock oyster), 743 nucleotides. Its product is annotated as zinc finger SWIM domain-containing protein 7-like. Bases 95 to 514 code for a protein of 139 amino acids. Gene Ontology annotation, cellular component: Shu complex. Gene Ontology annotation, biological process: double-strand break repair via homologous recombination. The record is from RefSeq and is a predicted model, not a curated record. Lineage: Eukaryota; Metazoa; Mollusca; Bivalvia; Ostreida; Ostreidae. The transcript has 7 exons. Gene Ontology annotation, molecular function: zinc ion binding.
UUUUUAAAUCACGUGGUUUAAAACGCGCUUUGUCGAAAAUGGAAGUGAAUGUGGAAAGCAGCUGAUAAAAUUCUGGAUUAAUUGUGGUGAUGUGAUGAAUACAGCAGGAAAAAGAAUAAAUGAAGUGGCAGAGCAACUCCUAUCAGAAGUGAAUACUGUGUACAGCAAAACAGGGAAAUUAAGUGAUGAACUUCUGUCAGCGUUGAAUUUUGUGUUCCAAGCUCCACUUCUUCCAGCUUUGGAUAUAAUAGACCACAGAAAUGUGACUACCAUCUCUGGUCCAAGUGGACGAAAAGUUUAUCAGGUGCUGGGGACAUCAGGUACCCCCUAUAUCUGCCUGCCGUCCACUACCUACUGCUCCUGCCCUGCUUACAGAUACUCAGUUUUACUUAAAGAUGAUCAUAUAAUGUGUAAACAUGUGCUAGCAAUAAAACUUGCAGAGGCCAUGAACUUAUGUAAAUCUCAACAAGUAUCAGACCAGGAGAUGACCAAUCUCAUCAAGAACUUGGAAUGAGUAACAACCAGGAUUGAAAAUAACAAUCAGGAAUAAAAAACAACCAUGCUCAGCUUACUUCUGAUAAGGAGGGCUUGCACAUUAGUACAUGUAUAUAUAUUCACAGCUGUGAAGCAAUAAUUUUGUUGUUGAAAGUUGCUUUUUGUGCCAUUUAUUUUCUGUUAUUUAAUUAGCUUUACUUAAUGUUUUCAUUAAAGGGAUCAGAAUCACAUUUGUUAGUUUAUAACUU